This is a messenger RNA of Spodoptera littoralis (African cotton leafworm), 486 nucleotides long. NCBI's taxonomy places the organism in Eukaryota, Metazoa, Arthropoda, Insecta, Lepidoptera, Noctuidae. The record is from the annotation of a GenBank genome assembly.
AUGCUUUUUCAUGUCCUUUUUCUGUGUGGUGUUCUUCAUCCUAUAUUGCAUUAUUACAGUGUUUUCGGUAAAAGAGAAAUACUACAACGUUAUGUAAUAGAGGAAGGAGCGAAACCUCCAAUCUUCGGUUCGUAUAGUUACGACCCAGUGAAGCAAGUAUUUAUUCCGCCAGCCUCAGAAGACGACCACGAGAAUCAGCACCCAGAACCCCAACCAGUGCCCCCACCCGUGGUCCAAACGAAACCAGGAAAAACGACAAAUUCAAAUUGUCUCAACAACACUGGUCGUCCUAUAUUUAGGAAACAUGUGACUGACAUAACGGAGUUUGCAGUCUCGGAGACUGUGCCCGAGAACGGGACAGAGACAGUGACAGUGACUGUGAGCGAGACCCCUGGAUUCCCCAUUACAAACUGGUGGGAUAAACCUAACGCACCCAAAAGUACUACUCCGAAAAAUAUAACAUCAAAUGUAAUAAAUACGAAAUAG